[Torrubiella] hemipterigena is the source of this 1711-nucleotide messenger RNA. NCBI's taxonomy places the organism in Eukaryota, Fungi, Ascomycota, Sordariomycetes, Hypocreales, Clavicipitaceae. The record is from the annotation of a GenBank genome assembly.
GCGAAUAGGAGCGACAGCAGAGGCCGAGGCAGAGGGGCGCAUGGGGCGCCCCAUCUUCUUGCAUGGAGUCACUGCCAAUAAUAGAAACAAAACGUGGUCUGGUUGCGGCCAGCUGAAAGAAGACCAGCUCGACAUUGUUGGUUGCCGCGUGAGAUGCAGGGUUAGUUCGCCAAAGAGGGGCCGAGGCAGCGGGAGCAAGGCUCCAUGGACUGUACAUCUGUGCAUAUCGGUGUAUAGCCGUGUAUAUCCGUGUAUAUCUGUGUAUAGCCUGGAUGCAUAUAUAAGCAUGAUGCGGUUCCCAUCAAGUAGCAACCUCAACUCUGUUUCCCAACCGUUCUUCUCUUUUCACCUUGUUUCCUCCGGCGUCCUGUUGAUACACACACACACAACCCCCCCCUCUCUCUAUCUGUCCACCCAAGAAUGCGCAGCUGGACUCUCGUCGUCGUCGCACUGGCACCUCUCGCUUUGGCGGCUUCUGGUCCGCCAAAGUGCACCAUCUAUCGCGGCUGCGGGCAGGGCAAAAACCUUGCUGAUGAUGAAUUGUGCGCCAUGAAGGCCAACGUGCUCAAGCACGUAGUUCACUGCGUUCACAGCAAGCCCAAAAUGGCAAUGGGGCUCUGCAGCUACGACCUCAACGAUCAAAACGCACGAGACACGCAACAAGACUUUACCAUCUGGUUUAAUCAAGUCAAGAACACGCUGGGCUGCAUUACUCCCAAGAACAUUCUCCUACGAGCCAGUCAAAAGGCUGGCAAAAAAGCGUCGCUUCACGGCGCCAUCAAAACUUGCCCGUCAGACAAUGGCAAAUUUCACGAUUGCAUGUGCCACCACAACACACGAGAUGAAAAUCUAAACCAUUUUGCCGCAAAAUUUGCUGAUGGGUCAGCGGAAGACUUGUACUGCAAGAAAAAAAAGAAGCGAGACGCGCGCGUUGAGCCGCCCCCCGGCCUGAUGGCUUCUCUACGCAAACGCGAUCUCUCGGACUGGAUUCAAGAUGGAGGAUACCUCUUCUUCAUUGACGACGACGGACGUCCCAACUACAACAACGGCGCCAUUGGCUACCCUCUACCAUACUACCAGAGCUUCAUCUGGGAGAACACUGGAAUUGAGCGAUGCUACAUCAUGCCCUUUUCUACCAACCGGUACUGCGUCGACUGGCUUCUUGACGGGUACAUGGCAAGCUCACCUUGGGUCCAAGGGCCGUGGACACAGGACAACGUUACGUACGGCGACAACCUCCGUGCUGCUGUCGCUGCUACCACCACGGCCAGGAACAGUGUUGAACCUCCUGUCGCCUCAGCUCCGCCAACUAGUGCGCUUCCUGACGCUACAGGACCAGUUCCCACCACGGAUGUUGGCGUUGUCUAUUCUCGACCUGCAUCUGGUGCCGCAGGCGCAGCCACUGCAGCAUCUCAAAUACAGGCCGAUCCAAGUGCCCCUACUGGUUUCGACACCGCUGGUAACUCAGGCGACUCGGGUAGCGGCAAGAAGAAUGCUGCAGCAGCAUUUGCUCCCGUUGUUUUGCCCUUGCUAGGGUUGGUGUUUGGUCUCCAGCUGUUGUUGGCCAUGUAGAUAUCUUUCUUGUAAGAGUGGCUAGCUUGUUGUAGUGUAACUAGAUUUUUAUAGUGUAGCGUUUGUUUCUUUAGAAUACCACGAUAUGCAUGAUUUGCGUUUUACAUCGUCUUUGUCUGAAGCAACACCGCAUACGUGC